Molecule: messenger RNA, 1392 nt
Organism: Penicillium malachiteum
Lineage: Eukaryota; Fungi; Ascomycota; Eurotiomycetes; Eurotiales; Aspergillaceae
Gene: ade13
Product: adenylosuccinase ADE13
Exons: 6
Coding region: 1-1392 (463 amino acids)
Biological process (GO): 'de novo' AMP biosynthetic process
Cellular component (GO): cytosol
Molecular function (GO): N6-(1,2-dicarboxyethyl)AMP AMP-lyase (fumarate-forming) activity; (S)-2-(5-amino-1-(5-phospho-D-ribosyl)imidazole-4-carboxamido) succinate lyase (fumarate-forming) activity
Source: RefSeq, a predicted model, not a curated record
AUGAAGUACCUCUUUUCCCCUCGCAUGCGAUUCUCGACCUGGCGCAAGCUUUGGAUCUGGCUGGCUGAGUCCCAGAAAGAGCUCGGACUUCCUAUUUCCGAUGAGGGUCUAGAGCAGAUGAAGGCUCACGCCACCAUCCAGGAUGAGGAGUUCGCCGUUGCCGCUGAGGAGGAGAAGCGCCGUAGACACGAUGUCAUGGCCCACGUCCACGCCUUCGGUCUGGUUGCUCCCGCCGCUGCCGGUAUCAUCCACUGGGGUGCUACCUCCUGCUACUGCACUGACAACGCGGAUCUGAUUCUGCUCCGCGAUGGUCUUGACAUCUUGAUCCCCAAGCUGGCUGUUGUCGUUGACAAGCUGUCCCAGUUCGCCCAGCAGUACAAGGACCUGCCCACUCUGGGUUUCACCCACGGUCAGCCCGCUCAGCUCGUCACUGUUGGCAAGCGUGCCUGUCUCUGGAUUCAGGACCUGCUGAUGGACCUGCGUAACCUUGAGCGCGCUCGCGAUGACCUGCGUUUCCGUGGUGUCAAGGGUACCACCGGUACUCAGGCUUCUUUCCUCCAGAUCUUCGAUGGUGACCACGAGAAGGUCGAGAGACUGGAUGAGCUUGUUACUGAGAAGGCUGGCUUCAACUCCGCCUUUAUCAUCUCCAGUCAGACCUACACUCGCAAGAUCGAUGUCGAGGUUGGCAACGCUCUUGGCUCUUUCGGCUCUACUUGCGAGCGUAUCGGUAUUGACAUCCGUCACCUUGCUAUGCUCAAGGAGGUUGAGGAGCCUUUCGAGAAGGACCAGAUUGGUAGCAGUGCCAUGGCUUACAAGCGUAACCCCAUGCGUUCCGAGCGUCUGUGCUCCCUUGGACGUCACCUUCAGAACCUGCCCAAGGACGCCUUGGACACCUACUCUGCUCAGUGGUUCGAGCGUUCUCUGGAUGACAGCGCCAUCCGUCGUAUCAGCAUUCCUGAGCUCUACCUGUGCGCUGAUGCUUGUCUCAUCCUCCUGAACAACGUCUCCUCCGGCUUCGUCGUCUACCCCGAGGUCAUCAAGCGUCGUGUCAACGACGAGCUUCCCUUCAUGGCCACUGAGAACAUCAUCAUGGCCUGUGUCAAGAAGGGUCUUUCCCGCCAGGACGCUCACGAGGAGAUCCGUGUCCUCUCCCACCAAGCCUCCGACAACGUCAAGAAGCUCGGCAAGGACAACGACCUCCUCGAGCGCAUCCGCCGUACCCCCUUCUUCGCCCCCAUAAUUCCCGAGCUGGACACCCUCCUUGACGCCCGCACCUUCGUCGGCCGUGCUCCCCAGCAAGUCGAGAAGUUCACCACCACCGAGGUUGCCGCCGCCCUCAAGCCUUACGCCUCGCAAAUCGCCAAUGCCGGUACCGAUGCUCUGUACGUUUAA